Molecule: messenger RNA, 2870 nt
Organism: Cuscuta epithymum
Lineage: Eukaryota; Viridiplantae; Streptophyta; Magnoliopsida; Solanales; Convolvulaceae
Source: the annotation of a GenBank genome assembly
GUGGGUCUUCUCAUUUACCUUGAUUGAGAGUAAGGUGCCAAAUGAGUGUGUUGACUUUUCCCUUAGCCUCCCAUCCGAAUUAGGCCAUCAAAUAGAUAAAUAACCUCUGCAAAUACUCCCCUCCAUAGCCAUGAACCGAGCUCAAGGUUGAAGAAGGCUCAAGGAAGAAGAAAGGCUUGGAAAAGAAGAGAAAAACUUAGAAAAAUCAAGGAAUUUUACCAAGGUAUUCUAGACUUCUCAAGGAAUCUAGGAGUGGCCGGAAAAGUCGCCGGAGCCGCCGGAGUUUUCGCCGGAAAAUUCAAAAGUCGCCGGAGUUCAAACAAAGAAGAUAAAAGCUUGCUAGCGUCAUUUCGAGGUUGAAGCUAGAGCUUACUUCCUGCACCCGUUGCUCGGGAGAUCGAUGGAGAGAAGACGUGGUUCGUGCUUCCUCUCGUUCCGUUUUUAAAUAAUUAAAUAAUGCUCAUGGAACUAUUUUCACUUAUAAAUUAAUGGAGCCUGCGAGCUCUUGUUUUACCCUUGUGUGGGUUCUUACUAAACACUUAUAUUCCGCUAUGUGUUUGAUUGUAUGUUGAUGUUGUUAUGUAUGUUUACUAAUCGGUUUUGGCAUAUGUAUCUUUCGAACGUCUUGUAUAAUUCGGUAAGGAUGAACUGUGGUUAUUCUUAUUGGGUUGUACGACGGUUGUCCACGUGGCACAGACGCGGUCUGGGGCGUGACAAUUAAGUGGUAUCAGAGCCAAACGGUUUCUAAACUAUAUAGUCAACCUCUCAACAAAGUUUCUAUCAAAACAGUUUUCAAUGAAAAACCAUGAGCAUAAGUUUUGUACUUUAAGAGCAUUUGGUUAUCGAGUUGCAAGGUCUCUGGUUGUUAAGAUGGGCCCCUUAACAAUUGGUAUGGCAGUGACUUGAGCCAAGGUGUGUCUUGAGUACGUUUCUGUCAAUUGACAUUCAAACGAGUCCAAAGACUCAUUCCAACAUAUUCUUUCAGGAAUGGGUGGUAGUGAUAGGGCGGUUCGAGGAAAUCCGAGAGGGCGCGCACCGGGGCUAGCCGGGCAAGCCAAUCGGGGGAUAUCAAGGUCGCGUAAAAGGCGAGGUAUGGGCAAUCAAGGCCCACGAACACGAGCCACGAUGGCUGAUCACAAUGUGACUGAAUUCGAGUCGUGGAACUCGGAGGAUGACUCAACUUAUCACUCUGAAGGUGAGUCAGAUGAAACUUCUUUUGAGGGAAACAGUGGAGAGGAUAUACAUGGUAUUCCUCCUGACCAAAUUAGUGAGAUGUACCGAUGGUACCAGCGUGAAAGGGAAAGACAACGACAGAGAUCCCAGGCGGGACAUGUCAGAGACGAGACCUCUUGUAAAAGGGGUCAGGGUGCUCAUAGAGCACAUGUUAGGACAGUCAGAAAUUCUGAUGGCGAAGGACCAUUCAUUAAGAUCUCAAAGUAGCUCAAAGAGGCUAGGGCCUUGGGGUGCAAACCGUUUGAUGGGACGGGGGAUAUCUCGGAAGCAGCCGAGUGGAUAAAAUGGUUAAAUGAUGCAGCCGACGACAUGCAAGUGGUCCUUGAACGGAAGUUAAGGGUAGCCACUAGAUUAUUGGAAGGCUUAGCUUCUACUUGGUGGGAAGGCAUCAAGAGUAAGUUUGACGGGGUUGUCACGUGGGACAACUUCGAGCAAGCAUUCUAUGAGCAGUUUUACACCUCUUUUGAAGUAAAUCGAAAGAGAAGGGAAUAUACCAAUCUCAAACAGGGCAAUGAGUUCUCAGUGAAACAAUUAGAACAAAGGUUCCGACAUUUGGCAAGGUUCUUGCCUGAAUAUGCCGCAAAUGAGGAUCGAAUGGCGAACCAUUUUUGGAACGCACUAAAUUUGGAGGUACGUGAAAGGGCGACCUACCAAUUCAGCAUGACUUUCAGUCAAGUAGUAGCCCAGGGUCUCCAGGGGGAGGAGCUUUGGGAGGAAAGACAAACAAUGGGUGUUAAGGAAGCACAAGAAAGGGAUCGAGUGAUCAAUCAUCCUCCACAACGAGAGAGAAGGUAUCAUCUUCAGAGCAAGAGAGACUCUAACACGUCAGUUCCGUUUCAAAGAGAGAGCCGAGAUUGGGUAAGUCGAAGCUCAAGCACUCGGGGCACGGGAGCACCCAAAUGUGAGAAUUGUAGGCGAAAGCACUAUGGGAUAUGUCUAGAACCAGCUAGAUGCUACUUUUGUGGAGAGACGGGCCACAUAAAGGCUCUUUGUCCACAACGUGUGCGGGGAGGAGCCUUGGGGGCCCAUAGGGGAGUCACGGAGGUUGCAAACCCAACAGGGAUUGCUUCAAAUGUUUUACCAUCCACCAAUCGGUGGAGAACUCGCUCGUGAAGGCGAUGGAUGAUAGAAGCCACUUGUGGGAAUGACUAUGGCAUAAGCCAUGAACCGAGCUCAAGGUUGAAGAAGGCUCAAGGAAGAAGAAAGGCUUGGAAAAGAAGAGAAAAACUUAGAAAAAUCAAGGAAUUUUACCAAGGUAUUCUAGACUUCUCAAGGAAUCUAGGAGUGGCCGGAAAAGUCGCCGGAGCCGCCGGAGUUUUCGCCGGAAAAUUCAAAAGUCGCCGGAGUUCAAACAAAGAAGAUAAAAGCUUGCUAGCGUCAUUUCGAGGUUGAAGCUAGAGCUUACUUCCUGCACCCGUUGCUCGGGAGAUCGAUGGAGAGAAGACGUGGUUCGUGCUUCCUCUCGUUCCGUUUUUAAAUAAUUAAAUAAUGCUCAUGGAACUAUUUUCACUUAUAAAUUAAUGGAGCCUGCGAGCUCUUGUUUUACCCUUGUGUGGGUUCUUACUAAACACUUAUAUUCCGCUAUGUGUUUGAUUGUAUGUUGAUGUUGUUAUGUAUGUUUACUAAUCGGUUUUGGC